AUGCCUCCCAGCCUCCCAGCCGCCCUUGUGGUGAUCUCCGAAGACCAAGUCCGGACGUCAUGGAGCAAUCCACCAUCGAAAUUCCUGAUCCUAUUUGCAACUAUUAUCAGGUUAAUAUUAUUGUUCUUUUGUGGACAUGUGGAAGGAGCCAGAAUUCUGGCACCUUUCUUUCUACCUGUUCGAAGUCACUUUAUGAUGACAAAUGCCAUUAUAAGAGAGCUAGUGUAUCGUGGACAUGAGGUUACCUUUAUAACACCAUUUUCGUUGGCCAAGGAAAACCUGGGAGCCAACUACACGGAAGUUCUUUUACCACUUUACAACACAUGGGCUGAUAUUUCCGAUCUAAUGAAGACCACUUCGGCUCUGGAUAUGGUUGAUGUACCCAAAUGGACAACCAUGAAAUUGGGCCAACACAUUGGUAUUAAGUCAACGGAUUUUGCUUUGGGCCAACCCGAAGUUCAAAAGCUAAUUCAUGCCAAGGAUAAAGUAGGAAAAUAUGACCUUCUCCUGGUGGAACAGUUUUACAAUGAAGGAGCCCUAAUAUUUGGGCAUCUCUACCAAGUUCCGGUCAUUACCAUUUCAACUUUUGCCUUUGCCAACUAUUUUAGCCAAAUUUUUGGCUUUAUAACUCCAUUAUCGUAUGUUCCCAAUAUUUUUUUAUCCUGCACUGAUAAAAUGACCCUGUGGCGGAGACUGGAAAAUGUUGUAAUUGGAGCAGCAGAGGAUUUGCAUAGAGAAGUUUUCUAUUAUCCGAAACAGGAUGCCAUUCUAAGAAAGUAUUUUGGAAAUUUAUUGCCAGAGGUACCAAGGGUUAAGGAAUUGGAAAGAAAUAUAUCGGCCAUAUUUUUAAAUAGCUAUAUGCCGUUGACUUCACCAAGACCCAUGCCCUUUAACAUGAUUUCUGUGGGAGGACUGCACAUCCUGCCACCCAAACAAUUGCCAGGACAUAUACAAAAGUUUCUCGAUGAAGCGGAACACGGUGCUAUAUACUUUAGUUUGGGAUCUCAAGUACGCAGUUCUGACAUGCCCGAAGAGAAGCUAAAGAUCUUCCUUAGUGUCUUUGCCAGACUUAAACAACGUGUUUUGUGGAAAUUUGAAAACGACAAAUUGGCAAAUCUCCCCGAAAAUGUAAAAGUGGAGAAAUGGUUACCACAAGCCGACAUAUUGGCCCAUCCAAAGGUGAGGGUUUUCAUAGCUCAUGGCGGACUCUUUGGCAUGCAGGAGGCAGUUCAUCAUGCAGUUCCUGUGCUCGGAAUGCCCUUCUAUUUCGAUCAGAAUUCCAACAUAAAUGAGGGCAUAGCUGCUGGUUAUGCCAUUGGAUUGGACUAUCGGUACAUAUCGGAGGAAAAACUUGAAUUGGCCCUCAAAGAGUUACUUACAAAUCCCAAAUAUAAAACUAACAUGGAUCGAGCUUCCAAGAUCUUUCGAGACCGUCCUCUCAGAGCUAUGGAUACAGCCAUGUAUUGGAUAGAUUAUGUCAUUGAGCAUCGAGGAGCACCGCAUAUGGUGGCCGAGGGUGUUAACCUUCCCUGGUACCAAUUGUAUCUACUGGAUGUCAUGGCUAUUAUAGUAAUUACAAUAUCAUUAUUUGUUAUGAUAUUAUAUAAAACUUUUCGAGUGUUUAAAGCAUCGAAAAGAAUUUCGAAUAUAAAGAAGAGGCAAUAA
Molecule: messenger RNA, 1665 nt
Organism: Drosophila serrata
Lineage: Eukaryota; Metazoa; Arthropoda; Insecta; Diptera; Drosophilidae
Gene: Ugt49B2
Product: UDP-glycosyltransferase family 49 member B2
Molecular function (GO): UDP-glycosyltransferase activity
Source: RefSeq, a predicted model, not a curated record